This is a messenger RNA of Saccoglossus kowalevskii, 1081 nucleotides long. RefSeq names its product carbonyl reductase [NADPH] 1-like. The record is from RefSeq and is a predicted model, not a curated record. Gene Ontology annotation, molecular function: carbonyl reductase (NADPH) activity. NCBI's taxonomy places the organism in Eukaryota, Metazoa, Hemichordata, Enteropneusta, Harrimaniidae.
AAUUGGUAGCCUGUGCAGUUUGUUGAUUGCUGGGUUGAUUGCUUUCAUGCGUGGUCGAUUGGGUCCUUCAGAUGGCUUCUCGGAUAGCUGUGGUCACAGGAAGUAAUAAAGGAAUCGGAUUUGCUAUAGUGAGGGCGCUGUGCAAAGAGUUUGACGGUUAUGUGUAUCUCACAGCUAGAGAUGAAGAAAGAGGGAAGAAAGCUGUGGAGGAUUUAGAAAAAGAAGGUCUUCAUCCCAAAUUCCACCAGUUGGAUAUCACAAACCAAAAAAGUAUUGAUAAUUUACAGAAGUAUUUGAAAGAUAAAUAUGGAGGACUGGAUGUACUUGUCAACAAUGCGGCUAUUGCAUACAAGAAAAAAGAUGCUGCUUCUUUUGCUGAGCAAGCUGAGGUUACAAUAGCUUGUAACUUCACAGGAACCUUAGAUGUAUGUAAAGCGUUACUACCAUUAAUCAAGCCACAUGGCAGGGUUGUCAAUCUUGCAAGUUUUGUUGGAAAGAGGUCUUUAGAUGGGAUGAGAGAUGAUCUGUCUAGUAAGUUCAAAUCACCCAGUCUUACAGAAGCAGAGCUUGUGUCCCUUCUUGAAGAGUUUGUGGUUGCUGCCAAAGCUGGCACUCACACUGAGAUAGGUUAUCCAAAUACAGCAUAUGGUAUGUCUAAAGUAGGUGUUAUGGCAUUGACUGGAGUACAAGCACGUGAUUUGAAAAAUGAUCCUCGAGAAGACAUCCUCAUUAUGGCUUGUUGUCCUGGCCACGUGGACACUGAUAUGUCAAGCCACCAAGGGACAAAGACUCCCGACGAAGGAGCAGAGACUCCUGCCUAUCUUGCUUUACUACCACCAAAUUCCAAUGGUUUUCAAGGAGAAAUGUUUCAAGAUAAAAAGUUGUAUCAAUGGAGAUGAAAGUAAUAAUAAUGUUGUUCCAAAUGGUUGCAAAGGCUUGUGUGAAGGAGUGUCAUAUGUGGAAUAGUAUGCGUAAUGAUUUUAAGACAACAGUAUUGACACAACAAAUAAUUGUAUGUUGAUUGGUUGAAUUGUUAAUAUUAUUAGCAACUCAUUAAAGUCAAAUGGAGAAACAAUCCAUU